Molecule: messenger RNA, 1563 nt
Organism: Aphis gossypii (cotton aphid)
Lineage: Eukaryota; Metazoa; Arthropoda; Insecta; Hemiptera; Aphididae
Gene: Or43b
Product: odorant receptor 43b
Exons: 5
Coding region: 34-1260 (408 amino acids)
Biological process (GO): sensory perception of smell; detection of chemical stimulus involved in sensory perception of smell
Cellular component (GO): plasma membrane
Molecular function (GO): olfactory receptor activity; odorant binding
Source: RefSeq, a predicted model, not a curated record
AGCACGUAACAACACGCCUCAUCGGUGUUGGACAUGAAAAAACUGAAAAAUAUCACACUCAGUAUGUCGAUUGCAGUCAUGGUGCACUAUAUGGCCGAGAUGUUUUUUAAAAAGGCCAUAUGCAGCGAUGACGAUUUGCACGGUCGUGACGCAAUGCGUAUGGUGUUUUUUACCUACGGCGAGUUGGCCAUCACACUGUUCUUCGCCGUGUCGACGUACCUGUCGAUCGUCCACUCGACGGAAGAUCUAUCCGUUCGCCUGUACGGCGUCCUGUGCUUGAUAAUUCAACUCCUCGUCUUCGCUUUCUUAUCCUUUAGGUCGUACCAUCGGUCACAUUUCCGCGACAUGUACCAGCGUUCGCGGGGGAUGGAAAUAUCGGAAAACUCGAAUCGGAAAAUCGCUGCAGUGAUCAAACACCACUUGAUCAUGCCAAACGUGUUUGUGGUGAUUUCCGCGCUGUACACGAUUUCCUCCGAUAGAGUGCACAUUGGUGAUCCGUUCACGUUCCCUUUCAUGGACGUGUUGCCGAUAGAAACGACGUCCGUGGCCGUUUACGUGUGCAAAUACGUUGUAUAUGCUUUGCCCGUGUACUUAACACAAAUCGAAGUCUGUUUCUUGCACGUGACGUACAUGUAUUCCACGAGCAUUAUGAAGAGUCAUUUUCAGAUUCUCGAAAAACAGGUCGAAGAAGCGAUGGUAAACAAGGAUGAACAUAAAUUAAAGAUCGCGAUCAAACACCAUCAAGAGUUGUUGAAGUUUUUCAAAGAAAUGAAGACAGUAUAUGAGAAACCAAUAUUUUUGAUAAUAGUAUCGUGUGGAUUAUACAUUGGUUUGACCAGCAGUUUAAUAAUUCAAGUCAUACAGGGCUUUAUUCAUCAAAUAUUAUUGGGAAUAUGUAUAGUUAGUAGUUUGGAAUGUGCCUUAACAAUUAUAAUUUAUUGCGUUUAUGCAAUUAAUUUGUACGAUUUACAUGAUAGAAUAUUGAACGCACUUUUUCAACAUCAAUUAUUGUAUUCUCAAAAUAAAUCAUUUAAACAACUUAUUUUAAUAAUGAUGACCAGAGCAACAAUACCAUUAGAAUUUAAAGCUGGUUCCAUUUUUACCGUUAACAUGAAUCUUCUUGUCAGAAUCCUAAAAUUUGCAUAUACGGUGUUUAAUGUUUUAAUAACUUCAAUCAAUCCAACUUAUAAAAACUGCAGUAUGAAAAUAAAGUAUAUAAUAGUAUCUAUGCAAGUGAUUACCAAAAAAAUUUAUUUUUGAACCAAAUAUUUUUUCAAUGUUUUUAUUUUAUAUUCAUCUACUAAAUGGAAAUUGUAUUUAUUUUUUUAUUUAUUUACCAUUAUCCUUUAAUAAAAUUUCAGCACCAAUGCUGUAGAUAUUAACAUUUUGUUUUUUAUGUAUAAGGUUAAUUAUAUUUGUGGUUACCAAAUAUUUUGAAUGGCCAUAAGCCCCCACGAUUCUGUAUAAAUAAAAUAUUAUUUAGGUUGUGUAACAGAAUUGUUCUCGUCUUGCAAGAAAAAAAGUUUGCACCACCACUGUAAAGUAAGAGUUGAUCAGUCUAUA